Aspergillus steynii IBT 23096 is the source of this 1518-nucleotide messenger RNA. RefSeq names its product phosphotransferase family protein. Lineage: Eukaryota; Fungi; Ascomycota; Eurotiomycetes; Eurotiales; Aspergillaceae. Bases 1 to 1518 code for a protein of 505 amino acids. The transcript is spliced from 2 exons. The record is from RefSeq and is a predicted model, not a curated record.
AUGGAUUUUGACGAUCUCAAUCUCGCCGCUGUCGACAAUCUGCGACUGGAAUGGAUAAAACUGGCUUCCAAUUCAAGUGCAGGAAUCUGCGACCUCGCAAAUCGCUAUCGGCAACGAGAUGACUGCAAGCUAUGCUCCAUGCACUGUGGGUCGUUCAACUUCAGCUUCCGUCUUAGCUGGGAGGAUGAGGGAGAGGACUGGUUACUUCGAUUCCCACUUCCUGGGAAAUCCAUGUUCCUGGACGAGAAGGUCCGUAGCGAGGCGUUAUUGAUGAAAUUCAUCGCCAGAGAGACCAACAUUCCUGUGCCGCGCAUCAUCGCUUCUGGAACGGGGGAUGAGAAUCCAACCGGCCUAGGCCCCUUUAUCAUAAUGACCUGGAUUGACGGCAAAAAGAUGUCAGACGUGCUAAGGCAAAGCGAUCUACCCGACAAACAGGACGUUCUGGACCUCGCUAUCGGCCCCGAGACGCUCGAAACGCUGUAUGGCGAGAUGGCGGAAGUUCUGCUUGAGCUCUGGAAGCUCGAUUUCGACAAGAUCGGCAGCAUUGGUGAGGACAGCAUGAAUGGGAAGCCGAUUGUUGAUGGGCGACCCUUGACCCGGGAGCUGAACGAGUUGAUACGGAUCAGCGGAUUGAAAGACUGCACACCGCGAAGAGUUUACCAUACUUCUGUCGAUUAUAUCACAUCUCUUCUGACAUUGCAGUCAGUACACCUCGAUCAGCAGCGCAAUAGCGUGUAUGACUCCAAGGACUGCAGGGAGAAAUAUGCCUGUCGCCAGUUAAUGAAAGCUAUCGCAUUAAAUUUCAUACCCCAGGACGACUGUGGCCCCUUUAAGUUGUUUUGCGAUGAUCUAUGCCCUGGCAAUGUUCUUGUAGAUGACUCACUGCGGAUUGUGGGUGUUAUUGACUGGGAGUUCAGCUAUGCGGCUCCUUCUCAAUUUGCGGCAAGCAUUCCUUGGUGGUUACUCCUACGGCGACCUCAUUCGCUUGUUAAUCAAUAUGGUCCUGACGCCUUCUUUGAAUCCUUUCUCCCGAAGGCCACCAUUUUCUUGGAGGCGCUAGAGAAACGAGAGGAGAUUCAGGGCUUGACAGGACAAGAUUGCCGCUUGUCAGCUCGGAUGCGCCAGUCCAUUGAAGACAAAUCUGCAUGGUUCACGCUUGCGUCGCAUAUGGUCGCUUCCGUUGAUCUUCUGUACUGGGAUUUGCUCGAUGAAUAUUGCUGGGGGCCGAGGUCAAGCAUAGCACAGAGAGUUCAUGCAGUUACGACAUCACCAGAAAUGCAUAAGCGACGGGAGGAUUUCGUUCAUUCAAAAGUCCAGCAGCUUCGGGAAUACAACCAGGAACUUGGGAAUGAUAUCAAUGUGAGCUAUGAGCCAGAACCACCUCUCAAGCCGAUAGAGGAGGGUGGCCCAGCGCUACAGUAUCUGAAUAUUGUGAGUAAAGGCUUCUUUGAGGGAGCUCUUGUCGGAUUGGCCGCUGGGAUGGGAAUCAUGAUCUUUAUGAAAUACUAUCGGUCGUAG